Messenger RNA from Kockovaella imperatae, 1998 nucleotides. Its product is annotated as glycoside hydrolase superfamily. Bases 1 to 1998 code for a protein of 665 amino acids. Gene Ontology annotation, molecular function: hydrolase activity, hydrolyzing O-glycosyl compounds. The record is from RefSeq and is a predicted model, not a curated record. Gene Ontology annotation, biological process: carbohydrate metabolic process. The transcript has 8 exons. Lineage: Eukaryota; Fungi; Basidiomycota; Tremellomycetes; Tremellales; Cuniculitremaceae.
AUGCACGCUGGCUAUCUCGCAUUCACGCUCGCGCUUUCCGCUUCCCUGACAUUGGCCGGUCCAAGUCACGGAACAGCAUUCCAUCGACGGCAUCAUCAACGAGCAGCCAAAGCAUUCGCUCAACCCGCUGGACAACCGAGAGAUUCCCCUGCUCGAUUGGCCAGGCUCGCCUCUCAAACGGAACGUGAUGAACCGAUCCGCCGAAGAAUUAUCCGAGCCGUAAACUCGACCACCAACGCGAAUCUAAAUGACGAAGACGAUUGCGAUGAUGAUGAUGAUGAUGAUGAUGAUGAUGAUGAAACCAACGAUAAUGAUGACAAUUCGAGCGGUUCUGCUGGCUCAGAACACGCCGCUCACGACCCUAUCGGAAAGACAAUGGUCGGAACCACUGACACGAACGACACGAUCGCAACUUGUGCCACGAACGGAGAAUGGAUGUGUCAGGGCAAAAAUCUCCUCCGUUGCAACCACACCACCUGGGUGACUAUCGCGGAAUGCGCUGGUGAUAACCUGGUCUGUUCCGCUGCGCCUCAUCUCGUUGGAUGUGUCUGGUCAUGGGAUCUUUCCAAUAGCACGAUCUCCACGAACACCUCGACGGUCUCCGGCAGCCCUUCAGGAACACCCUCACCAAGCGCAACCCAUGCUCAAUCAGGCAGCUCGUCGAACACCAACACCAACAGCAACACCAACAGCAACACCAACACCAACAACGAUGGCGACGAUGAUGACGAUGACGAUGACGAUGAGGGAGAUUGUGAUGACGACGACGACACGCCGGUUUCCACAAGCGCGAGCUCCGCGGCCUCCGCUACCAUCACCGUCGCUCCAUCUGCUUCACACAUUGGCGGCAACCUUUGGGCUGGAGCAAGUGCGUCUGCCUCAGAAUCCGAAGGCGACGCGCCCUCGGCCACCUCGCAUCACGGUCAUCACCACAAAUCGAAAUCUCAAGAUGACAGCAACUGGUCAGCAUCUGCUUCUGAGUCUGAGUCGGCCUCAGCGUCUGCUUCCGAUGACUCCUGGGGCGCCUCUACGACAGACUCCGCAUCUGCUUCCACGACAACCCUUCGUGGCCAUGGACACAAAUCGACCUCGACCGCAUCACCUUCUCCCACUGGAUACGGUAAUGGCACAUCUGGCGGUGGAGGAUCCAACGGCAAGUUCGCAGCACCCCACUACGUCAUAUACGCGGAUGACUGGCUCGAUCAAAUGCCCUCUGCGAGUGACAUUGGCAACUAUAACCGAUUCAUUCUCGCUUUCUGGAUGUCUGAUCAAGGCGCCGUUGAUGACGCACAAGCCUGGGAGCAAUUUAGCGAUUCGUACCGACAACAAGUGCUCGAUGAGUAUCACGCAGCUGGCAUCGCCCUCAUGGUGUCUGCCUUUGGAUCCACUGAUGCGCCUACCUCCUGGGGUGUGGAUCCCACUCAGUGUGCCACAGAUCUGGCCAAUUGGGUCCAGCAGUACGGUUUGGAUGGGGUAGACAUUGAUUAUGAGGACAUGUCGGCGAUGAACAAUGACCAAGCCGAAAGCUGGAUCAUCACCUUCCAACAGACAUUGAGACAGCAACUGGGAGAUGGAUACCUGAUCUCUCAUGCGCCAGUUGCUCCUUGGUUCACUUCGGCCAACGUUUACGCCGCCGGAGCCUAUGUCAACAUCUGGCAGACUGUGGGAGACACGAUCGAUUUCCUGAAUUUACAAUUCUAUAACCAAGGCGACAUCUACACAGACUGCCAGUCUCUUAUCUUUGACUCUGGCAGCGAUUGGCCAGAUACCAGUGUCAUGCAGAUCAAUUCUUACGCGGGGGUGCCACUGGACAAAAUCGUCAUUGGCAAGCCGAAUAGCCCGAAUGCCGCAGACAAUGGAUACAUGUCACCCGACGAUUUAGCCACAUGUGUCUCCCAAGCCGUGAAUCAAGGGUGGAAUGGCGGAGUCAUGUUCUGGGAAUGGGAAGGUGUCCAAAACGCUCAAAGCCUCAUUGCCAACAUGGUUUCGAUCUCCUGA